Molecule: messenger RNA, 2015 nt
Organism: Carica papaya (papaya)
Lineage: Eukaryota; Viridiplantae; Streptophyta; Magnoliopsida; Brassicales; Caricaceae
Product: WD-40 repeat-containing protein MSI2-like
Molecular function (GO): protein binding
Source: RefSeq, a predicted model, not a curated record
UUUGGGCCCCAUAUCAGUUUACUACACCAUAACUUCUCUCUAUAAACGCACUUCCCGUAUGCCGCCAGAGUGAUACUGGUCUACUAUCAGUCUAUUUCCCGGUACUAAACCCUUGCUUCAUUUCUGAUUUUGGCGGGAGGGAGGACAACGAAACCAUUCAAUACUCCAAUUGCAGAGAGAGAGAGAGAGAGAGAGAGAUAUGGCAGAGGACGGGUAUGAACCGAGCGCGGAUCAGGUGGAGGAGGAAUUCGCGGUUUGGAAGAAGAACACACCUUUCCUAUACGAUCUGGUGAUAUCUCACCCUCUCGAGUGGCCAUCGCUUACUGUCCACUGGGUCCCUUCGCCUCCGCAGCCGUACGCUGUCGACUCAUCUUUCUCUGUCCACAAGCUCGUGCUCGGAACCCACACAUCCGGCGGAGCUUCAGAUUUCCUCAUGGUCGCUGACGCUCUUAUCCCUACCCAGGAAGCUGAACCCAACAUCGGCGGCAAAAGCGAGGAUCAAAUUGUCCCCAAGGUAGAGAUAAAACAAAAGAUACGUGUUGAUGGGGAAGUGAAUAGAGCGAGGUGUAUGCCACAGAAUCCAGCUCUUAUUGGUGCCAAGACAAGUGGUUGCGAAGUGUUAGUGUUUGAUUACGUGAAGCAGGCAACGAAACAACCGGGAGGUGAAUGUGAUCCUGAUUUGAGGUUGAGGGGUCAUGAUAAGGAAGGAUAUGGGUUGUCCUGGAGUCCCUUUAAGGAGGGUUAUCUUCUGAGUGGUUCACAAGAUCAUAAGAUAUGCCUCUGGGAUGUGUCUGCUGUAGCUCAGAAUAAGAUUCUCGAUGCACUUCAUGUUUAUCAGGCCCAUGAAACUGUAGUUGAAGAUGUAACAUGGCAUAUGAAAAAUGAAAACAUAUUUGGAUCAGCAGGUGAUGAUUGUCAAGUGAUGAUUUGGGACUUGCGAACAAAUCAAAUAGAACACCGUGUCAAAGUUCAUGAGAGAGAGGUUAACUAUAUAUCUUUCAAUCCUUAUAACGAAUGGGUUCUAGCCACAGCAUCUUCAGACUCUACUGUUGGCCUGUUUGAUAUUCGGAAGUUGGCUGUGCCACUGCAUGUUUUGACUAGUCAUGAAGGAGAGGUGUUCCAGGUGGAGUGGGAUCCUAAUCAUGAAACUGUUCUAGCAUCAUCUGGUGAUGAUCGUAGGUUGAUGGUCUGGGAUCUUAACAGGAUUGGGGAAGAGCAGCUGGAGAUGGAGCUAGAUGCCGAAGAUGGCCCUCCGGAGCUUCUAUUCUCUCAUGGAGGUCACAAGGCUAAGAUAUCCGACUUCGCAUGGAACAAAAAUGAGCCAUGGGUGAUCUCAAGCGUGGCCGAAGAUAAUAGUCUUCAGGUGUGGCAGAUGGCCGAGAGCAUCUACCGAGAUGACGAUGAUGAUGUGCAAGCUGAGGAUGACUAAUUCAUAGUUGGCUUACAGUGAUCAUGGUUAGGGUUGUUUUUUAAGUUUUCUGUAACAAAUUUAUUGUCUGAUUGUGAGUCUUUAUCAUAGAAGGUAGCACCAAUGGAAUUAGGUUAUUUCAAUGGCAUUUUGGCCUCACUGUUAUUGUUGAAAGUUUGAAUGACUAUGGGACAAGAUGCUGCUGGUUCUAUCAUCUGUGUUUGUAUAUGGCAGCACUCACAGAAGCAUCUUUGUGGUCCGGGAUGAUAAUUAAGAGAACCUGAACCUAAAGAUGUGCUGCACAGGGGAUCCUAUCCCUUGCAUUAAAGUGUUGAGGACUCAGAGAGGAAUAUCUAUAGAAGGAGAGAAUUAAAAUUUACUUGAACGUGGCACCCACCCUUGGUUCUCAUCCCAUCCAGAAAGCACGUAUGGUAUCAAUAUAUGGGCGCCUUGGAGUUAUUUGUAAGGAUUCAAUGUCCAUAUUGGAUUCGAGAUUAAAAGAUAUCUGGGUGGGGUGCAUUUGAGAGCAGAAAGAGAGGCAAAAGAGUUCUCAAUUAUGUUUUAACUUCUCUUUCUUCCAUCUCUAAAUUGGGUUUGCAGUUGGGGA